Molecule: messenger RNA, 1519 nt
Organism: Brassica napus (rape)
Lineage: Eukaryota; Viridiplantae; Streptophyta; Magnoliopsida; Brassicales; Brassicaceae
Product: myb family transcription factor PHL4
Exons: 8
Coding region: 222-1244 (340 amino acids)
Molecular function (GO): DNA-binding transcription factor activity; DNA binding
Source: RefSeq, a predicted model, not a curated record
GGAUCUUUAAACUGGAACCAGGAGAGAGACAGGGAUAACUCUUGUUCUAAGGAUCCCUAUUUACGCGCGCCAAGUGGGAAAAGAUACUUUUCAAUCUUCGGACGUUCAUUAGCUUUCUGGGUUUAUCAUGAAUCUUUAGAUUCAAAAUCUGUUUGGUCAUGUGGUGAAUCUAUUUGCCAUCUUCAAAAGUCUGCUUAAUUUUUUUUCUUUGGAGGACAACAAUGGAGACUCGUCCGUUUAGGUCAAUGAGUAGCCUUGCACUCACUUCUUCAGUACCAAACCCUUCAGUCAACGCAGACAUAUCCUUCAGUUCAGAACACAAUCAAUCCAUGGCAAGCCCCUAUCAUUUGCUCUCUGCUAAUGGUGGAGCAGUUGGUCACAAUAUAUAUUCAAACGAUCUCCAUAACCACCCUUCCGUGGCUUCUCACAUUGGAAGCAGCAGUGACACACCAUUCAUCUCUGAGAUAUUAGAUUGGGAUCAUCCAGACCUUUUCGAUUUUCCUUUGGAUAUUCCCAUUCAAACCAAUCAAAUGGAUGACAUUUUGGCAGAAUUGGAUGAAGAAUUGAUUACUGAUGAUGAGAAUCCAUUAAUGUAUGCUCUCUUGAACGAUCUUUUCCUCGACACAAGUUCCACCUCUGCUGCUUCCAAGGUCCAGGAACCAACUAUGCAAUCGCAGAUUCAACAACCCCAAGUUGUUCUGCACCAGACUUCUCCGAUCGUUAGGACUGUAUCCUCAAACAGUUUCACCAGUAAUAAUACUGCGGCUGCUAAGGGACGUGUGCGUUGGACCCCAGAGCUUCAUGAAACUUUUGUUGAGGCUGUUAACCAGCUUGGUGGCAUGGAAAACGCAAAACCCAAGGCGGUGCUGAAGCAUAUGAAAGUCCAAGGCCUGACUAUAUAUCAUGUCAAAAGUCACUUGCAGAAAUAUAGGACAGCUAGACAUGUACCAGAACCAUCAGAAGCAGGUUGGCGAGAGAAGAAGUUGACACCGGUUGAGCAUGUUACAUCUCUUGAUACGAAAAGUGGGAUGUAUAUAACUGAGGCGCUGAGAAUUCAGAUGGAAGUUCAGAAGCAACUGCAUGAGCAGCUCGAGAUUCAAAGGAAGAUGCAACUUCAGAUAGAAAAACAGGGAAAGGCACUUGUCAUGAUGAUUGAGAAGCAAAAUAUGGAGUUUGGCAAACCUGAACAAGAAGAAGAGGCAGAGGCAGAUUCUCGGAGAUCAAAGCGUCCAAGAAAAGGUUGAAUGAAGACAAGGUUUCUCGGAAUGAUAGAUGAUGAUGAUGAUAAAACUGAAAAUGGUGUUUUUGGUGAAGCUUGGAGAGUUUUGACUUAUUAGAAGAAGACUAGGAGCUUUCUUUUUUCUUAUUAGGGAAACUAUUUUUUCGUUGAUAAAAAAAAAAAGAAAAAAAAAAGGGAAACUAUUUUUUCUUACUAUUGUAUUUAUUCUUUCUGAUUAAUAUCAUCAGCACUCUAUCUAGGAAGAAACAAAAAAAUAAAAAGAGAGUUAUUUUUCCAAUC